Molecule: messenger RNA, 865 nt
Organism: Moneuplotes crassus
Lineage: Eukaryota; Ciliophora; Spirotrichea; Euplotida; Euplotidae
Source: the annotation of a GenBank genome assembly
UUAAAUUUCAUGGAAAGACAAUACCAAAACAGGGAACUGUACAGAAGAACCACACAAAUUGGACGCCAUGAAGUGAUAGUGCUUGCAGAAAGGGAUGAAGAAGAUAGGGAAGCAGCGAUCUUUAGGGCGGAAUAUGCUGAUGGAAUAGAGAGGGAUGGAGGGAUUUUUAAGUCGGCAGAUAUAUCAAGGGAAUUGCAAGUUGUUCUUCAGCUAGUCAUUGAGAAUUAUGGAGUAGUUCCAAGAGGAUCAGGUGAAGAGGAUCGUGAUGAUUUGAUUGAAGAUUAUGUAUUUAAAAAUAUUGAUUUUGGGAAUGAUAAUGAAGGGAGAGAAGAUUUGCAAGAUCUCAUUAGAAUUGUAUAUAAUAAAGAACUUGAUUGGGAAUUGAAUCUUGAUAAAUAUAUAAAGAUAAUUCGUAGACAAGAAAGAGACAAAAUACUAGAAACUAAACUUGGAUACCCAACACCAGAAGAACUUGAGGAAGACCACUUCUUGACUGUGAAAAGAUUUACAUUUGAGAACUGUAUUUUUCCUGAGAUCAGAAGUAGAAGGGAAGUAAGGUACUUAUACCCCACGGGGAUAGGAGUACUGGAUGAAGAAAUAAUAUUCUCAAAGGUAUACAGAUCCUUAUACUCCUUUACCUUCUUGAAUUGUUCAUUUAGAGGAGAGGCUUGCAUUACAUUGGGAUUUUUCUUAGAAAGAUUCCACAACCUCUCUGCUCUAUUUGUCAAGAAUUGUAAGAAGAAUGGGGAUUAUCAAGAUCCAGACGGAGUAUUCGUCCCACUCGAUGAAAUAGACCAUGCUGCAAUCAAGGUGAACCAUUGUCAGGUAGAACAACUGAUGGCCUGGCAUGAAGUGCAAUAAUUCA